AUUCGUUUUCCACCCAGUCCCACUUGGAUGCUUCUCUUGGUCGCUUUAAUCGAUACAAGAAUCGUCCUGGCGCGUUUCUUGAUAGGGAGCACAAUGAAGAUGAGGAAAAGAAGAAGAACCUCCCUAGGACCCCGAAGAUUCUUAUUUCCUGGCAUCUACGCCCCGGUGGUUUUCCGACUACACUUACGCCAAAUAUUCCCUGGUCUGAAUUGCAGUUUCAAAAUAAGAAAAAACAGAACGGAAAAGUGGUCGAUAGGGGGUACAGUGUCUAUAACAUAGAGCACCAGGCACCGUAUUUACAAAAACUCGCUAGAGGCGAAAUUUCAUCUGCUGACGGAAAAAAUAUUAAAGGAAAAAAUAUGGCGCCGAAGAAAAAUAAACAAGCGCUGAAGCUCGGCGCCGACGAUGGCGAUUUUGUCAACGACAAUGAGGACAAAAACAAAAAAUCCGGCACGGAGAACGAGGAGGAAAACACCCUCGCGGGCGCCCACCUCGACGGACCGAGUCGGCAGCUGUUCCAGGUGGCUUACAACGAGAAAUCGAUGAAACCGCAGGCGGCCCGGGACUUCCCUCUCGUAGAGUUCGUGCGACAAGCAACCGCAAGUACAGUGUACAAAUCGGAGUAUGUCGAUGAAAACGGGGAAAUAGUGCCGCAACGGCCGUUAUCAAGUGCAAAAGUGUCUGGGUCUGGUUCUGGAAGGUUGGAACUUGUGAUGCUAACUUUGGACUCUAAAAAAAUUUGUAUUGCAUGACCAGCAAGUGCAAGAGGAGUAGGAGGAGUAGUGCUACGAAGGGAGGGCGUUUGUCAUGCGGAGUAGGCAUCAGGAAGCCCUCUAAAAAUAUGCGACGCUAGGGCGUGCAUAACAAGUCUCAGAACCUUCGAGACCCAGACAUUUUUGCAUUUGAUAGCCGUUGACGAAAGAAGAAAAAGACGAACUCAUGUCGCACCCGUCGUGGCUCCGGGAGCACGCGUAUGAAAUGCAAAAGUAUCGUACUCGUAGUAAUCGCAGUUGUGCAUUACAAAUCUCCAUCCAAAGGUAAAACAGCAUGACAAACCUUAUUUCUCAUGCUGAGCAAAUUUGUAAUGCAAUUCAUACUAGUACGAUGCUUUUGCAAUGCAUAACGCGACGCUGAUUUUCGGCGGGGUGCGGGUGUUGGACAUGAAACAGGAGCAGAACGACGCGGAUGUGGUAUGGAUUGCAAAAAUGUCUGGGUCUGGAAGAUUCUGACAUUUGUCAUGCAUGUCUGACAUGAGUCAUGUCAUGUCACAUGACACGAGAAUCUGUGAUGCAUGGGCGCGAAAAGCUUCGCCUAUCUGUCAUGCAAAAACGCAGCUCCUCAUGCGGAAUACGCAACACAUAGCAGCUCAAAAAUUUGUCAUGCUGGGCUGCGUAUUGCAGUCCGGCUAGCAUCCACUUUUUGCAUCACAAGUUUCCAGACCCAGACAUUUUUGCAUUCGAUAUGCGGAAGCGAAUUACAGUUUGAUGAAGGCGAAUUGGGAGUAUGACAAGAAGAACAUCCUGGACGAGGCGAACCAAAUCAACAACAACCCAGAUGGCUACACGAAGGCACAGCGACACAUGAUGCAGCAAGGGAAUAUCAACGCGGAGGGGGUCGUGGAGGAGGAGAAAUUAUUCCAAAACGAUUUAGACGGGAAACAGGUCGACUGGGCAACGUCCAGGCACAAAGCGGAAAGAACAGCCAUUACUAUGCCGGAACAAGUGGUAAAUACGUAUAAAUAGGAUUUGUGUUGGGUUGUAGCUCCUGUAUAGUACAUGAAUUUGUGUUGCGUAGGGUAUCAGCAUGUUGACACCACCUAAUUACAAGAAACACACGUCUUAUGGAUGUGUCAGAGUUGAAAUCGACAAAGUUAAAAUAAUUUGUCAUGCACAAAAUGGAUGCCAGUUGGAACCCAGUUUCCAAGUGGCGCAUGACAAAUCUUGGUGGCCCUUAAAUCCAGUUUGUCAUGCUGUUUAGGCAAAGAAGAGCGAUUUUCUCAUGCUACUUUAGCAGCUCGAGCUGUAACCCCAACCAGGCUUACAAUCGGCCUCACUUGCCUGCUCUGCAACACACGUGCCUCGGGUCAUGCAUUUUAUGCAUUACAAAUUAUUUCAACUUUGACGAUUUCAAACCUGACGCUUCCAUACGUCUACUACAGCAACACAACCGCAAGCGCGACGUGCUGGAGGAGUUGGAAAUCGAACAGGGGCACGACAACAUGCUCGUGUUGCAGGACUUGCCGGUCUUUGACUACCCGGAAGAGGACCCCGACUCGCCCGGGAAGAGGGACUCCACUGGCAUGGACAUGGACAUGGAUUUCGGCAACGACGCACCCAUGCCCGACCUAAACCUUGACGUGGAAAUGGGGAACGCAAGUGUAGUAGGCGGUGUCAACAACGUCGCCGGCACGCCCGCAGCCGGGGCUGGGUUUGGAGACGAUGUAAGAGUAGUUUUCGCUAUUGUUGAAGAAGAACUGUAUGCAUGUUGAUACGCCGCACUGAUGGUUCUUGCUUUAUGUUGCUUGUGAGUCUGGUUGGUGCCGCCGAUUCUGCAUGACAAAAAUUUUGUGCAGUCGUCUGCGACGGCAAUUUUUCACGACAAAAAUCCACCCACAGCUCCCCACCCCCGUCGGCGCCCCGCAGGACCUCGCGGCCCAAAAUCUGUUCGGCCAGACCCCAAUGCUCGACCCCGUGACCGGGUUGCCAAUAUUGGGCAAACCCCCGGAAACCCCCGGCGGUGGUUUACAGGACGGCGCCGGGACGCCGAACUCCGUGAACCAGUUCCUGCAAUCGAAUCAAACGAACAACCCCACGCCCUUUCAGCAGCAACAAGUGAACAACACACCAUUUCUCCUGGACCCAAACACCUUACUCGACCGGGCACAACAGGUGGUGUUACAGCCUGGAGGAGCUGCACCAAUUGGGCUUGGUGGUCUAGGGUUGGCCGGAGACGGUGGUCAGCAGCAAGCAAUACCGGGCAUCGAACCCGGAAACCAGCCCAGCGCCUCCUCCUCCGCCAUACCCGGACAACAACCCCAGGUAUGGAGUUCUCAAACGUUACACUCUCAACUGUCACAUGAAUUUGUAAUGCAAGACUGGCAAGAGUGAAAGGAGGAAGAAUGCGCCUUUUGCAUUACAAGUUUGGCGCAGAUUUAGAUGCUUUUUAGCUCUUCCGAAAUUUGUCAUGCGAAGCAGCUCGAUCAUCUGCCGGCUGCAGGCACUUUUGCAUGACAGUAUCAUGUAAGAGUUGAGAGUGUAACGUUUGAGAACGCCAUACCAGGAUCCGCAGACGCUGUUGAAAAGCAAAAAGCAGAAGCCACUCGUCUCGGAGCAGCAGAAAAUCCUGACCUUUUUCAAGCAACUCCAACCCGACGGGCCCGACCGGGAGAAGUUGACGCUGACAGACGAGGUAUCCGCAGCGAAAACGUCCCCAUACCAGAGUUGUCAUGCAGGUUUGCAAUUACAGCAACAAUUGGAAUGCGGGCCCGCAUGACAGGCAUUCCCCAUCGUGUUUUGGUAUUCGUAAUGCUGUAAGCAGGAUGGGAGAAUGGCUUUGUGAUGCGGUUGUGCUUGCUACCCUGCACUACAAUACAGAGAGAAACUUGUCAUGCUUCCCCGCAAAACUUCUGGAUUAGUGUUGCUAAGUUCCCAACUUGACUCUGGGGUGGGAAUGUUUUUGCUCAGCAUACGAGGAGAUGCGAAAAAACAUCUCGAGACGGAAGAAAUUCACAUUGCCGCUCUUCAGCAACGACCCGGAAAAGGUGCACAUGAAAGCGAUCUAUCAAGUGUAAAAAUGUCUGGGUCUGGAAACUUGUGAUGCUGGGUGGCGUAUCAUGAGGGGGCCAUAAAUGCUGGCUCAGCAUGACAAGUUUCUGAGCUUCUAGGUGCUGCCUAUUCUGCAUGACAAACUACGUUUCUGCAUGACAGAAAAGUGGCGUUCUCGGGUAACGUGCAUGACAGAUUUGAGAGUCAUGCCAGACAAGCAUAGCAAACCUGCACUCUUCCAGACCCAGACAUUUUUACAUCUGAUACGAUCCUGAAGGAGUUUCAUCAUCUGCCCUUCCCGAAAGGCGGCAGGCCGCACAUGGCGAUGACGUUCAACCACCAAAUGGCCGAGUUCCACGUCUACGCGCACUGGAGGGGGCGGCGUAAGACUUCUGAUGAUUCUUCUAGUUUGGUUCGUAGUUCACCACCCCUUGUUAUUCGUGGCUCUGAUGGUUCAAAUGCUUCACGUAGUCGUGAAGCUGGUGUAGUAGGUCGUUUUGAUUCAUCUUCAUCGUCGGCGCACGAACAUAAGAACGUGGCUCUUGUACAGGAGACGAAAAGCAAGUUUGAUUUCCGGCGUAGAGACCGGAAAAACAACGCCUUUGCUCCGGAUGCGCGCUGCGACUACUCGCAGAUAUCUGAUGCGCUAGAAAAUCUGAGGUCCGGAGGUAGUAAUAGGGGCAGAAGUUCUAAAAAUAAAGCGACACAAGAAGUAGAAGUGCUGCCAAUUCUGCUCGACGGCAGCCCAGAUGAAGUGGAAGAUGCAGCAAUAGAAGUAGUUCCUCCAGCUGGUGCCAGUGAUAGAAAAAACAGCUUACAGAAAAAUAACCCCAAAAGAACCCCUAGUACAAAUUGCACAAAUAAUUCUAUUGGCGACUCCCCUGAUGACAUAAAUAACAACGACUCUACUGCUUGCUUUGGCAAGAACCCCGAUGGCGGUGCUGUGCAGUUUGGCGAUAUUGAUUUCCGUGACGACACUACUAGUUAUAGUUUCCGUAAUCAUGCCUCGGGCAGGAAGAUCGAUUUUUCCAUCUCCGGGGAACAAGAUGUUCUGCUUUCAAAUCAAAAAGGCAAUACAGACCAACAACCGCUUCUGUCGAACUCGAAUUUUAACCCGAUGGGCAAGCAGGACGACAUUUUCGGGUCUCCGCGAAAACGACGGAACAGUCAGGUGCAAUUCGAGGACGAGUCUGACGAGGAGAAAAAUCAAGAGGCCUGGAAUAUGAAUUGCAAAACCAAAAGCGUCGUGCUAGUAGUAAUCGCAUUACAAAUUAGAAGCUCGGCAUGACAAAUGGAGUUUGUAAUGCUGUUUUGCCUUGGGAUGAAAAUUUGUAAUGCAUGAUUGCGAUUACUACGAGUGCGAUACUUUUGCACAGGAUAUGGAAAAGGCAGCGAAGAUUGUCCGAGGAGCAAGAGCAGCGGUUUGGCAACUCUCCAAUCUUCGGCGGCUCCGCGUUUGGCAACACUCCGUCACCGUUCAAAGGCAUGGACGAGGACCUGAAGUUGAUCAACCUGCAGAAACCAAAAACCAUGAUGGAAGUGGUAAAUUGUUUUUUUUGUACUUCUUUAUGAUGCAGCGUCGGCAAACUGUAAAAACUGACUUUGUCGUGUUGCUAGUGCUUUUUACAGAGAACUAUACAUACUUGUGCCUCAUUUUUGCAUCGUGAUGAAACAGAUUAUGUUCUUGUGAAAAUAAGAAAACGACAUCCACCUACUAUCCAAGAGAGAAAGAUUCUAGGUGUAACUUUUUUGGCUGAUCAGCAUUACAAAUGUGUCUGGCAUGACAGCAGAAACCUGUCAUGCGCAGAUAGCACGUCAAAACGCGCUUGAAUGGACCCUGCAAUGCAUGUCCAGCAUAACAGACGCAAUCAUCUAAUGCGUGUUGCGCAUCACAAACUUACACUAACAAUGUUUUUUUCCUGCAUACCUACAGGUCGAAAUCGCGGGCACCACCGGCGACAACCAGGACCAGGAAGAGGAAAACAUUACCGGUUACAGUGCCCGGACGGCUAUCCCCUGUAAAAGUUUAUCGUACUCAUGUUUUAAUACUGAUUGCAGCCACGGACGAGCAUGACAGAUCGACUUUUGAUUGCCUGAACCUGCAUGAACUUGUUCCGCUUCCGUUUGGGAAGAUCAUUUGUUCUCGUGCGAAGAUUCGUAUUAAGCAGUACGAUAGUUUUGCCAUGCAUAACGGCGAAGAUGCACCAGUUCAUCUCCGGGAAAUACGAGGAGAACAAGGAAAAACAUGGCCACGACCACUUGGACGACUUAAAAAACGAGGAGGACGGGGAGAAAACCGUCGAGCCGACUUUCAGCUACCUGGACGUGUGCGAGCAGCAAGAGCCCACCUUCCUCCACGUGAUGGACAAGAAGAAGGCCCUGGCCGUAUCCUGAGGAAAAUCGUCCCCACCCCAGAGUUGUCAUGCAGAUUUGCAGUUACAGGAAGAGUUGUAAUGCGCAUCCCCGUGAGAGGCAUUUCCAAUCGUGUUUUGGACUCUGUCAUGCUGUAAACAGGAUGAGUAGAUUGGUUUGUGUUGCGGCUGUACUUGCUAAACUGCGCUACAAUGCAGACAGGAACUUGUCAUGCUUAACUCCCAACACUUUUCGACUUCUGUUGCGAGAUCCCCAUCUUGACUCGUGGGUGGUGACGUUUUUACAUAUGAUAGGCCGGGUGCUUUUUCGAGAUGCUGGUUUUGAAAACCAUGUCGGUGAUUGACGUGGCGCAGGACGUAUGCAUUGCAAAUAUGUCUGGGUCUGGAAAGUUGUGAUGCUAAUUUGCGGAUCACAAGCAACCUCCAAUACGGUGACACGCACGACAAGUUUCUGAGCGAGGACUAGGUCUUGUGUAAACUGCAUGAAAAACUGCGCUCUUGCAUUACAAUAAAGCAGCUCGGUAGAAGCGCAACGUGCAUGACAGAUCUUUGUCUCGUGUCAGCCGAGCAUUACAAGUCUUACAAUCUCCCAGGCCCAGACAUAUUUGCAUUUGAUAGGAGGAGAAAUUUGGGGACAUCGUCGUCACAAAAGGGUUAUGCAUUGCAAAAGUAUCGUACUAGUAUAAAUCGCAAUACAAAUUUUUCCAGAAGAAAAAAUGAAACUUGUAAUGCUGAUUUCGCUAAGAAACAAGAUUUGUCAUGCAUGAUUGCAAUUAGUACGAGUGCGAUACUUUUGCACAGGAUAAGGGUUAAAGUGGACGGACGAGCCGGAGACGGAUGACGUCGGGCUGCGGAAACCGAAAAAACCGAAAAUGAAGUCCAAGGCCGACAUGUCACCGGUGCAGCGGGCGUUCGCGGCCAAAACCAGCAGCUCCGCCGCCGCAAGUAAGUUGUUCGCGAAGAAAUGACCACAGAACCGGGUGCAGUUCUUGAUGUGUUGGGCGGUAAGAGAGGGAGGAGGAUCUACAGGAGUCAUCAGCUGCGAAGGUCGCGUGAUAGAAGGAGGUUGAUGGGACAGAUGCGAUGUGGUUGCGGGAGGUGAUCACAGGUUUCGCUGAAAGCAUCAGCACGCGUUGGUCAAGAAAAUUUCAAAUAAGCGACAGGACCUGUAGAGCUAUUGUUUGAUUUGGAAUUAUGAGUCCGCUUCCGAAGAAUUAAAGCUGGAAAGAAGAAUAAGACAGCUUCCUCUCCACUGUAUCCUGUUCGGACAACUUCGCCUCGAGUUAUCGAUUGUCGGUCGUCGAGACGGAAAGUGAGAGCCUUCGAGGUUCCUGUUUAAUCGUGC
Amoebophrya sp. A120 is the source of this 7481-nucleotide messenger RNA. The record is from the annotation of a GenBank genome assembly. Lineage: Eukaryota; Dinophyceae; Syndiniales; Amoebophryaceae.